AUGAUCGCGGGCAAGGUCGCUGCCGACGAGUCGAACCAUAUCGACGUCAUGCUGGUCCGGAGCUCGGUAAACCCUUUAGCUCCAUUUCGACGGCUAACCUUUAUGUCGGCGGGCGGGCGGGCGGCAGCAACAAUGGCGGCUAAUCAAGCUGGCUACAGGGAAAGAUAUCAAGUUGAGGCUUUCCUCUCUCGUUUGCGUCAAAGGGCGACCUGCGAGCAUCUUUGGGACGCCAACAAUCACGGGCGAGGCCGGGCCAAGGUGACGCACGCCGUCAUUGUCAUCUUCUUGGAGUUCUUUGCCUGGGGACUGCUGACCACGCCCAUGCUGACUGUUCUUCAUGAAACCUUCCCGAAGCACACGUUCCUCAUGAACGGACUGGUGCAAGGUGUCAAAGGCUUUCUAUCAUUCCUGUCGGCUCCCGUGAUCGGCGCCCUGUCCGACGUCUGGGGUAGGAAGCGUUUCCUCCUGAUGACGGUGUUCUUCACGUGCGCGCCCAUCCCCUUCAUGAGGAUCAGCCCCCGGUGGUACUUUGCCCUGAUCGCCGUGUCGGGAGUCUUUGCCGUGACCUUCUCCGUCAUCUUCGCCUACGUGGCCGACAUCACCGACGAGCGUCAGAGGAGCACAGCGUACGGCCUGGUGUCGGCGACGUUCGCCGCCAGCCUGGUGACGAGCCCCGCCAUCGGGGCCUACCUCUCGGCGCGCUACGGCGACAGCCUGGUGGUCCUGAUCGCCACGGUGAUCUCGGUGGCCGACAUCGCCUUCGUCUUCCUGGCGGUGCCUGAGUCGCUGCCCGACAAGAUGCGGCCGGCCACCUGGGGCUUUCCGCUCUCCUGGGAGCAGGCGGACCCCUUUGCCUCGCUGCGCCGCGUGGGCAAAGACUCCACCGUCAUGCUCAUCUGCGUGGCCGUCUUCCUGUCGUACCUGCCGGAGGCCGGCCAGUACUCCAGCUUCUUCCUCUACCUCAGACAGGUCAUCGACUUUUCCCCCGCCGCCAUCGCCGCCUUCAUCGCCAUGGUGGGCAUCUUGUCCAUCAUUGCGCAGACGCUUCUCCUGGGCGUGCUGAUGCGUACGUUGGGCAACAAGAAGACGGUUUUGCUGGGUCUGACCUUCCAGCUCCUGCAGCUGGCCUGGUACGCAUUUGGCUCAGAGCCCUGGAUGAUGUGGGCGGCGGGCACGGUGGCCGCCAUGUCCUCCAUCACUUUCCCGGCCGUUUCGGCGUUGGUCUCGCACAGCGCCACCCCGGACCGGCAAGGCGUGGUCCAGGGCAUGAUCACAGGCAUCCGGGGUCUGUGCAACGGUUUGGGCCCCGCUCUGUACGGAUUCAUCUUCUUCCUCUUCAAUGUGGAGCUCAGCGACGUGCAGACUGCAGAAGGACGGGACGCGCAACACAUUAAGAAGUCCAGCGUUCCGGGGCCCCCCUUCCUGUUUGGCGCCUGCGCCGUGGUCCUGGCGCUGAUUGUGGCCGCCUUCAUCGAGGAGCGGGCGCCGGCCGCCGCCAUCCGGACGUGUUCGGACGGCAGGCCCGGCGGCGCGGGCGUGCCCGCCGCAGCUGGCCCCCCCGCCACUCCUCCAGGCCACGCCGACGACAUCGAGCCGCUCUUGCGGGACAGCGGCGUGUGAUUGACAGGCCGCCCUCGGACAGUCGGGAGCUGACCAAAAUGUGCCAAUUCUCUUUAUCAGCAAUGGUUGUUUUUUUGACACGUCUGAGAGAUCUGAGCAUCGUGGUGACCGUUGGCAACUUUCUGUUUAUUCUAAUGCCUUCAAAUGAAAAUAGGCUGGCACAAAACUGCAAAAUGCACAACUAACAUUUGUAAUAUAGUGAAAAUAAUUUUAAAAAACC
This is a messenger RNA of Syngnathus typhle (broad-nosed pipefish), 1840 nucleotides long. RefSeq names its product hippocampus abundant transcript 1 protein-like. The record is from RefSeq and is a predicted model, not a curated record. Gene Ontology annotation, biological process: transmembrane transport. Lineage: Eukaryota; Metazoa; Chordata; Actinopteri; Syngnathiformes; Syngnathidae. Gene Ontology annotation, molecular function: transmembrane transporter activity. Bases 1 to 1620 code for a protein of 539 amino acids. Gene Ontology annotation, cellular component: membrane. The transcript has 12 exons.